UUAUGGCUAAAACAUAUUCGACCCACUCUCUGCCAACACAAAUUACAUUUUAGCUACAUGUGUACCUUUAUUUUAACCCUCGCUACUUACAGAUUAUAGACAGUGAUCGGAAAGUAAUAUGCCACGGCUACAUAUCAUCCCUAGAAAGCAAGAUUAUGACAAACGCCUUGUCGAGUUGUACAGUCGUAAGAAGUUUGUGGCCGAAUCAAUGACCUCGGUUUAUGCCAGUCACACAACGGUUUCACCCAACGGGUUAAUGAACACCGAUUCCGUGAGUGGAAUCGAGGAUCGACACCUUACAGCCACUCCCGAUUUGCCGAGCCUCUUGGAACGCAGUUCCAUGUCCCAGAACAAGGAUCUCUAUAAUCUCUCCCUUCAGCUGUUGGACCAAGAUGGCUAUGAAAGCGACUGCUCGGGGGAAGUCAGGAGGACUUGUCAUCAGGCCAAUGACCAGGAAUCGGUCCAUCAGAUUGCCCAAAAAAACGCACGGGCCUAUAUCCGUAAUCAAAUGGAAAGGAUCACAUCUGAAAAAAUCGAUGAGGGGCUGGGUGUUAAUUGCAGGGAAAGAAGUCCCUCAGUGCCUAUUAUGAGAGAAUCACGGAAAAAAGAUAUUGUCAAGACCAAGUCCAAGAAAAAGAAGAAGGAGUGUGCCGGAAAAGUAGUCGCACCACUCAACUUCAAGCCUUUUCGUCAGUUGAGUCGUAAGAUUCCACAAAGCAAUGCGUCACUCUGUGCAGAACCAGUCAUUACAGUCACAAAACAGCCCCAAAUCCAGGAAACACUCCAAAAAACGGUGGAUAACACUCAUAAGGCAGAAGUUCAUCCACAUUUAGUAGAACCCGCGGAGGAUCCAUUCAUGUAUUCCGAAAACCCCAAGAAAACCCUUAGGGCAAUCCUCGAAAAAGCAGAGCGUAGUACAACUAGGAAACAAAUGAUAAGUGCAGAGGACAAACCCAAUAUUUUGACCAGAAAGAAUAGAAAGGAAACUCUUGAAAACGUAAACGUUAGGGAAAUUUUAAAAGCCUGGGCCUUAGAGCAGAUACAAUUUGUACUGAAAUUAAUUGAUGACAACCAUAUUUAUAGCUUGCUAUUCCUAUUGGCUACCAUAGUUUACUUGGCCUAUAUCCUGUGCUACGAUGUAAGUGAGUAUUUGAACGAGGAACGGAGGUAUCUGGCCAAGAUUCAAAGCUCGGGACUGCCGAUGAAGUGUUUUUACUACCUGAUGCGACUAUUAAGAGCCCCCAUAUUCUGAUGGGCAAGAGAAAUUGUAGUUUUAAUCAAACAUUUUGCAUUUCAAUAAUAAAACGGCACACGCGGUUAUUCAGUUCUA
Molecule: messenger RNA, 1330 nt
Organism: Drosophila rhopaloa
Lineage: Eukaryota; Metazoa; Arthropoda; Insecta; Diptera; Drosophilidae
Exons: 6
Coding region: 119-1252 (377 amino acids)
Source: RefSeq, a predicted model, not a curated record